AUAUCUAUUAAUUAUUUUAUGAUGUCGCUCAGGUAACAGUGGAGAAAAGAUAAGAGCAAAAACAGAACGCAUUUUGGGUGGUGAGUUUUCAAAACAACAAUGGCAUCAUCAACAUUAUCUUCUCUCUCUUCACUACCAUUGCAACACACUUUCACCUCUAACUUCAAAACUUCUUCUCAAUUUCCCAACAAAACUUCACCUUUUAUCAUUUUCGCUCAACAGAAAAUAAAGAAAACUCGAAAGAUAAUUUUGAAGGAAGAUAUUGUUAAUAUUGGAAAGAAAGGGGACCUUCUUAAUGUAAGGGCUGGUUUUUUCAGAAAUUUUCUGUUUCCAAGUGGCAAAGCUGAGAUUGUAACUCCUGCUAUACUCAAGGAAAUGAAGAUAGAGGAAGAAAGAAUUGAGGCUGAGAAACUACGGGUAAAAGAAGAGGCGCAGCAACUUGCUCUACUUUUUGAAACCACGGGAGGUUUCAAGGUUAAGCGUAAAGGUGGUAAAGGAAAACAAAUCUUUGGAAGUGUUACGGCUCAAGAUCUUGUUGACAUAAUCAAGUCACAGCUUCAAAGGGAGGUGGACAAGAGAAUUGUUACUCUUCCCGAGAUCCGUGAAACGGGAGAAUAUAUUGCAGAGUUAAAACUUCACCCAGAAGUUACAGCGAAAGUGAGGGUCUUUGUUUCAGCUAACUAAGCACUGACAUGUUUCAAAGUUGCAUAUGCUAAAUGCACAAUUGGGAGCCAUCGAUUUGCAUCACUUCAAGGUGCAUAACCAUCUUUUGAGUUAUGACGAUAAAUGUUCAAACUUCAUUCAAGCUUCACGCAGUAGUCUUGCGACUUUGGCCAAAGGCUCGGACGAGGAAGGACUUGUAAUGGAUACUUCCCCAAAUGUAGACAUUGUUGUGAUUUUGUUAACAUUUUAUUUGUUUUUUGUAUCCCCUCUUUGAAUGUGUAUUAAGUUUUCAGGACAAUGUAAUGUUCUACAUUAUGAUGGUAAUAGAUUUUUGGAAAGAAAGCAUGCUUAAGAUUAA
This is a messenger RNA of Trifolium pratense (red clover), 1021 nucleotides long. Its product is annotated as 50S ribosomal protein L9, chloroplastic. The record is from RefSeq and is a predicted model, not a curated record. Gene Ontology annotation, biological process: translation. Bases 100 to 684 code for a protein of 194 amino acids. Gene Ontology annotation, cellular component: mitochondrion; ribosome. NCBI's taxonomy places the organism in Eukaryota, Viridiplantae, Streptophyta, Magnoliopsida, Fabales, Fabaceae. The transcript has 6 exons. Gene Ontology annotation, molecular function: structural constituent of ribosome.